AUGGAGUGUCUGAUUCUACGCAACAUUACCACAAGCCUGCCUACGGUUACAAUACCGAAAAACAAUUGUUUUAUUCCCGAGGGCAUUGAUCUUGCGGAUCCUGAUUACAAUGUGUCGCGGAGAAUUGAUCUGAUAAUCGGAGCUGAACAUUUCUAUACUUUUCUAAAGGGUGGCCUGAUGAAUUUGGGUGAAUCGUCACCUACACUUCUGGAAAGCGUGUUUGGCUGGCUGGUGUCAGGAAAAUCAUCGUAUGCUCCAAUUCCCCACCCUCCGCUAUGUCGUAUUUCCACACUAGAAUCGCUCGAUAGGAACAUAGAGAAGUUUUGGCGAAUCGAAGAGGUAGAUACGAAAGUUCUUUCCCUGAUUGAACAACACUGUGAGAACUUCUACAAAAGCACUGUGUCCAGAGAUCCCUCUGGUCGGUAUGUGGUCAAAUACCCUAAAAAGGAUAGAUUUUCUCAUAUGCUGGGCGAAUCUUAUACCAAUGCUGUACGACGGUUGGAAGGUCUCGAAAUAAAGCUGGAGCGGAAUGAGUUGCUGAAGGAGAGGUACCACACUUUUAUGUCAGAGUUCGUUAACCUUGGUCACAUGCGUGAGAUUUCCCUAGAUGAAGAAGCAUCUUCCGUGGCCUGUUUUCUCCCACAUCACCCAGUUGUAAAAGAAGCGAGUAUGGCCACGAAGGUCCGUGGCGUGUUCGAUGCUUCAGCGAAAACUAGUACAGAUUACUCCCUUAAUGAUGGAUUGCUAGCAGGUCCUGUGUUACAAGAUGAACUGUAUCUGAUUAUUCUCCAAUUCCGAAGGUAUAAAGUAGUUUUAUUGGCGAACAUCGAAAAGAUGUACCGCAUGGUUCGUAUCCAUCCAGAUGAUCAGCCUCUUCAAUGCGUACUGUUUCGCUUCAGUAAAGUUGCUCCUAUAACCAAGUACGUCCUCACUACAGUGACAUAUGGAUUGUCUCCAUCGUCGUUUCUAGCAACGCGUACUGUCCAUCAGCUUGCCGAAGACGAAGGAAGUUCGUUUCCUCUCGCUGCUGAUGCCUUGAAGCAAGAUUUUUACAUGAACGAUUUCAUCCGAGGAGAAAAUUCCGUUGAUUCGGCGAUUCACUUACGACGGCAAAUGACUGAGUUACUUCAUCGUGAAGGCUUUCGGUUGAGAAAAUUGUGUUCCAAUUUCCAAGCGGUCCUUGAUAGCGUUCCCGAGGAGGAUUUAGUUGCUCAGUCCAAUCGUACAUUCGACCCUGACGAGACGAUUAAGACAUUGGGACUCAGCUGGGAGCCAUUGACUGAUCAGUUUCGUUUCGACAUGAAUAUAGGAAUGCAGCAGAGCAAGAUCACAAAGCGCAUAAUACUGUCGGAGAUUUCUCGUUUGUAUGAACCACUCGGAUACAGUUGA
This is a messenger RNA of Armigeres subalbatus, 1389 nucleotides long. RefSeq lists its product as uncharacterized. The transcript has a single exon. Lineage: Eukaryota; Metazoa; Arthropoda; Insecta; Diptera; Culicidae. The record is from RefSeq and is a predicted model, not a curated record. The coding region runs from base 1 to 1389 and encodes 462 amino acids.